CCCUGUCACUACAUCAGGAUGUAGUGAAGAAAUGUGCAUUUCUUAUAUAGUUUGAAGAGUCUUAUUAUGAGACUACCAGUGUCUUAAUAUGCCUACCAGCAUAUCUUGGGGGCUAUUGUUUACUUUAAGAUUAUACUACUAGUCACAGAGACAGGAAGUUCUUUGUUCUUCUCCACCUAUGUUCUGGGAGAAGCAAACCCCAGUCAUUCUGAAUGUCGAAGUGAUGCAGUAAGGUCCGAGUUACAUAACAUUGCAGCAGAAAGUUUUUAGUUAUUUUGUGGAACAAACUACAGGCCCAAUUCGAUUGUUAUCUGAAGGUUUUACCGAAGAUAUGAAAGUGAAGUUACGAGUUGCUGAAUAAAACAGAAGUUGGUUGGACUUUAGCAAAUUGUUUCCAGUGUUACUUUUCAUCGGUGUGCCUUGUGAAUAACAACAGUUGGAUUUAUUGUUAGACGAAACUCCUUCAUAUAAAGAUUUAUGAAGGCAGCCACAAUAACAAUCGAAGUUUGUUAUUCGAAGUCGAAUAACAAGCGAAGUUCCACAAUAACGAAUGAAGUUCGAAUGACAAACGAACAUCAAUUAUAAGACUUUUUGCAGCCGUUUAAUGAACUUGUAAGCAGACCUAGGUUUAUAAAGGCCUGAAGUCAUGCCUUUAUCAGAGCCUGUAUUGCGACGUGAAACGACGACAGAGAGGAAUCCCACAUCGAAGGCUAGAAGUCUGGCUGGUGUUAAGUUCACCAAGAGCGAUGUGGAAGCAAGACAACAUGAUGCAGUCAUCAUGAAGGCUACACGUGUAGCGAGCUCACGGAUGUUUCGUGAGAGUGCGAGGUUAGAACUAGCUGUCAUGGAACAGCAGGACAGACUGGAUGCUGUAAAAGUUCAGAUGGAGGAACGAAAGAUACAACAGCAGGACAGGCUUGAUGCUCUAAAGGCUGAGCAAGAGCAUGCUAGGAGAGUCCGGAAUGAGAAACGAAAGCUAAUACAGCUGAAGCUGAGUCUGCUGAGAAAGAAGUCGGCUGACAAAAGAAAUAGAUUAGAAAGAGAGGAAGAGAGUGACAGCUCUGAAGCUGUCAUCGAACAUGUCAAAUUGCCAAAGGAACAGCCAGGGGAUUCCAUCCAUAGAUUGGCAGUUGGCGCAACAACACCUAUUCUUGAUAGAACUUCUAACCAGACAGGUUUUGAAACGAUGGCAGAGUCCAUGGCCCAUGUGCAACAAAACGUGCUAACGCAGAGACUUGCUGUUGCGAGUCAACCUCAAAAGUUGGAGAUACCUGUAUUUAGCGGCGUUGCUGAUGGUCAUGGAGCCAAGGACCGCACUGAGAGGAAGGUUUGCAAGAUUUGUGAAGGGCGUCCCCUUGCCUGUCUGCAUAAGCCAACCGAAAACCAGAUAAAUCCACCCGAGGAAGCCGCAUCAAAGUACACCAAUGUCUGCGCUCCUCAAGACCAAGAUGAACAGGAGCACUGUAUGAUUGUGCCAGACUGGGUGAGGUGCAAGGAUGAUCAACGUAAUGUAGGCUUCGUUUCGGACGAACUGUGUGAGCAGUUAGGAGUGCAGGGAACUGAUACUACCCUGAAACUCACCACUAUGCACACAACGGCCAAUGUCAGGAGCAUGAAGGCGAGCGGUUUACAGGUGUUGGACUUCAACAGGGAGAACGAGAUUGACCUACCCCCGUGCUUCUCUAGAGAGUCUAUUCCAGCUAGCAGAACCCAGAUCCCAAGGAGUGAAGGCUUGAAGGAGUGGCCUCAUCUUGAGCCAGUUGCUCAUGAGUUGAUGCCAUACAACAGGAGCGUCAAGGUAUCGCUCUUAAUUGGAAAUAACUGUCCCCGAGCCAUCCGCCCUCUAGAGGUGAUAGCAGGAGGAGAAGAUGACCCGUAUGCCAUUAAGACAGCACUUGGAUGGGGAGUAGUUGGCAAUGUCUGCCAGACGUCGGUGCAGGAGGAUGGUGUUCAAAUCUGCAAUAGGAUAUCUGCAAUUGAGAUGCAGCCAGAGUUUGCCUAUGAGAGUAAGGCCAAGGAGAUCAUGGACACUGAGAAAGGCAUCCAGUUUCCGAAAGAUGGCUACAAGGACUCAAGUGCAGAUGGUGAGCUGUACUCCGUGGAGGAGAUGGAAUUCAAGGAGAUCUUGGAGAGUGGUGCCCGCAGAUGUGACAAAGGCCACUAUGAGAUGCCAUUACCUCCGAAGUCUGCAAAGCCAAACCUUUCCUUCAACAAGCCACUUCCCUUGAAGAGAUGGAAGCAGCUGCCUGGGAGGUUGCGGAAGAACCCAAAGUUUGGUGGAGACUACAGAGCAUUCAUGGAUGACGUCAUCCAGAAUCAUGCACCGAGAGUACCUCGAGCAGUUACAGCCCUGUCAGAAGUGGACGCGAAUGCAGCGAGACCUGGCCAUCAGCGAUGUAGUCAUCGUGAAGGAGACUGCAGACGUCCAGUGGCCUCUAGCAAGGGUAGCAGAAGUUUUCCUAGUCAAGACGGACGCGUUAGAAAGGUAAAGCUCCUCAUGACUGAUGGAGCUCUGGACAGUAAUGGUAAACGUCUGAAGAAACCUUGUUACCUUGAUAGACCCGUCCACAAACUUGUGUUACUACUGACGGUAGAAGCUUAGAAUAAUUGUUCUGUUGUUAAUAACAGAGGUGUAAAAGUAAUUGUGAGCAGUCUUUUUCUUUCUAUUUCUCUUUCUUUCCAAAUCACUUUCUCACUCUAUCCCUUUUUCUAGAUUUCUACCUUUAUCUGAGUUUCAUGACUCUUACAUUUCUUGUCUUAUCUUAUAUUUGCAAACUAGUUUUGUCAUUAUCACGCAGAAGACAGUAGGGAUUCCCCCUCAAGGAGCCUUUAUCUUAUUGUUGUAUAAUAUGUUCCUGAUGUCAGGAGUGUCUUCAUUUAAUGUUUUUACUAAUUUACAAUACAUAUGAUUAUGUAUUCAUGUGGUUAUCAACGGAAGGGGUUGAUUAAGUAUACUUGAUAUACAUCUAAGUUUAACUUUGUGUAUUACACUAAUUGGGAUUGAUUACCAAUCAAGCAGUAGUUAGAGCAUUGAUGGGUUAAGUUAAUUUAUCUUAUGCAUUGUACAGUAGAUAAUGUUCAUGAAUGUUACAUGAAAGAUCGUUAGAGCUUAAUGUUGUUCCUUGGUAGUAAUGUAGUACGUCUAUCAAUGUUUUGGCGUAGUCUUAGAUUUGGAUAUUAACAGUUAUUUUAGUAAAUGUUACUAACAUUUAAAGGAGCCAUGUCACUACAUCAGGAUGUAGUGAAGAAAUGUGCAUUUCUUAUAUAGUUUGAAGAGUCUUAUUAUGAGGCUACCAGUGUCUUAAUAUGCCUACCAGCAUAUCUUGGGGGCUAUUGUUUACUUUAAGAUUAUACUACUAGUCACAGAGACAGGAAGUUCUUUGUUCUUCUCCACCUAUGUUCUGGGAGAAGCAAACCCCAGUCAUUCUGAAUGUCGAAGUGAUGCAGUAAGGUCCGAGUUACAUAACAUUGCAGCAGAAAGUUUUUAGUUAUUUUGUGGAACAAACUACAGGCCCAAUUCGGUAAGAAUACGAUAUCUAUUUCUAUAUAUGUUAUUUGAUAUAUACUAGAAUGCUAGGAUGUAUCUUAAUAUAAUCUCAGUUGAGUUUGGUAGAAUUUUAUAGGAGUUUCGUAAAGAUGAUGUUAGAUGUUGUACCUAGCUUUUAGGAGUAGACAAAGAGAUGAGUGUGUAUAAUGUAUAGUGUAGAAAGCCGAGUUCUUUGUCUUUGUCAGCAGAAGUUACAGUACAUUUAAGUGUUUCAAAGUAGCAAAGAUUCUGCUACUAUG
Molecule: messenger RNA, 3786 nt
Organism: Strongylocentrotus purpuratus (purple sea urchin)
Lineage: Eukaryota; Metazoa; Echinodermata; Echinoidea; Camarodonta; Strongylocentrotidae
Exons: 2
Coding region: 647-2602 (651 amino acids)
Source: RefSeq, a predicted model, not a curated record